Molecule: messenger RNA, 298 nt
Organism: Geodia barretti
Lineage: Eukaryota; Metazoa; Porifera; Demospongiae; Tetractinellida; Geodiidae
Source: the annotation of a GenBank genome assembly
GGCUGAGACUAAAUAGAUGGUGAAGAGGCUGGUAUAAAGCAGGAGCACAGAGCUUCAGUACCUUAGGACCAAUUCUAUGUUAAUGUUUGGAAUACUUCUUCUUGAUAAUGUCACUAAGGCAGACAGGCAAGUAAAGGAAAUCAACAAGAGCACAAGACAUUGCAGUAUUUUUCCACACUUUUAUACAGGUGUACACAUUGAAGGUGACAAGUACAAAAGGAGAGGAGAUGGUCUUGAUGUGACUAACAAUGCACAUUAUUAAAAGGCAGAUUUAUUUCUUAUUUACAGAUAAAAUUAU